CCUCAUGGUGAUCUGUGUGUUUGGAAUGGUGGGGAAUGGGAUAGUCUUGUGGUUUCUGGGCUUUCGGUUGAGGCAGAAUCCUUUCACUGUCUACAUCCUAAAUCUGGCUGUUGCUGACUGCUCUCUGCUCCUCUUGUAUUUUCUGCUCAUAUUGGGGCUUUUCAACUUGACAAUAAUUUGUUAUGGUUUGGGUUCUUUUCUUCCAUUCUACAAUGAUUUCUUAGAUGCAGUUGAAUUACUGAGCCACUUGUUAGUCCUCAGCAGCCUGGGUCUCCUGACAGCCAUCAGCACGGAGCGCUGUGUCUCUGUCAUCUUCCCAAUCUGGUAUCGCUGCCACCGCCCAAAGCACUUGUCAGGCAUCGUGAGUGGGGUGCUCUGGGCCGGCGUUGCGUUUUUCAUUUUGUCAUAUUAUGUUUGCUCUCUCCUUGGUCAAAGACAUUACACGCUCUUUGCAAGUGUGGGCAUUGUCUGUUCCGUGAUUUUGUCAUUAACGAUGUUGAUUUCCAACGUGUCCAUGGUCACGAGGCUCCGAUGUGGCUCACAGAGACGGCGCCUGGGGAAACUCUAUGUUGCUGUUGUGCUCAACAUCAUCUUCUUCUUUGCCUUAGGGAUGCCUUUCAGCGUAAAUUCUUUCUUUAAUCUUUUAUAUUAUGGUAUUCUAUUACCUGAAACGGUGACUCUGGUGCUGGCUCUGCUGAACAGCAGCAUCAACCCAGUCAUUUACUUCCUGGUGGGGAGCUGCCGGCAGCGCCGCUUCCAAGGCUCCAUCCAAGUCGCCCUGCGCAGAGUGUUUGAAGAGAGAGAAAGGAGCAAGGAGGAGAGCCCCGUGCCUGAGGGCAUCCCCAUGGAGAGCACUGCCCAAGGCCCUGCUGGGGAGGGGGAGGCCUGAGCUCUGCUCCCCAUUGCAAUGAGGCUCCUGGCCUUGGCCCCACCAAAUAAACUGUGUGUGCUUUGGCUGA
Molecule: messenger RNA, 959 nt
Organism: Pezoporus flaviventris
Lineage: Eukaryota; Metazoa; Chordata; Aves; Psittaciformes; Psittacidae
Product: mas-related G-protein coupled receptor member X1-like
Exons: 1
Coding region: 5-889 (294 amino acids)
Biological process (GO): G protein-coupled receptor signaling pathway
Cellular component (GO): membrane
Molecular function (GO): G protein-coupled receptor activity
Source: RefSeq, a predicted model, not a curated record